AUGGAGUACUUUGUGUCUCCUCAGAGCCAGAAGGCAAAGAAUGCUUCCCUUCAACUGGCUGAAAGUGAAGAUGAUAUUGAGUUUGUUGGCGAAGCUGUAUUAAGACCUGUCCUGGACUGCAUUGACCUUGUUAGCAGUGGCGAUGAAGAAUCCAGCCGUUCUUCUAAUAAGAAAGUAAAACGGAAAGACUACAUUGAUUAUCAGAAGGAAAGGGUUGCUUCAACCCUUGAUCGUCUAGCCCGCCAUGUAGAGGUAGAGAAACAGCUGAAAGAAGAGAAAAACAAAGCUUUUAAGGAAAAAAUGGACUCCCAGCAUGCUCAUGGACUGCAAGAGCUGGAAUUUAUCCACGGGCACAGUGAGACCGAAGCAGCAAGACUGUGUGUGAAUCAGUGGCUCAAAAUGCCAGGUCUCAAUCCAGGUACUGUCAAUUCAGGAAGAAUGUUACCUCAGAAAACAGCCCAAAAGCCAUCUGGCAAUAAAUCCAUUUUAUGCCCCAUAAUGCACUGCAACAAGAAGUUUGACAAUGGGUCUCUUCUCCUAGGCCACCUUAAAAGGUUUGAUCACUCCCCAUGCGAUCCAGCAGUUACACUACAUGGACCUCCAUCGAGUUAUUUUGCCUGUAUAGUCUGUAAUCGAAGAUUUCCUACCUCUGAGCAAUAUAGCGAUCACUGUUUAUCCAAGGCAAGUGAAAAUGAUGGCCAUGAAAGAAAUUAUCCUCCUCAGCAUAUUCAGUUUUUUGCAUGCCCAUGCUGUUUUCUCCUUUUUAGCCUAAGAGAUGAGUGCCUGCAACAUAUGUCUGCAGAGAAUCAUUUUUCUCACUUUUUUAAACUGAGUGAUAAGACAGGAGACCCACUUCCUUUGCCUUUCCCAGCCUAUGCAAAAAAUCUUCUAAUCUCCUUGUGCAAAGAAGUUCCAUUCCAAGUAAAAUGUGCGUCCUGCCGUCGACCAUUACGUUCCCAUGUGGAGCUAACAGCACACUUCAGAACUCGUUGUCGUAACGCCGGUCCAGUAGCUGUGUCAGAGAAGAAUAUCUCCCAGGUUGCUGAAAUAUUUAAAGCGAAAGGCUUUUGUCAGAGCUGCAAUGAGCUGUGUGUUGAUGACGACCAUGUCAGUCGGCAUAGUUGCAAAACCUUGCACAAGGUUAAAGUCCUCACCACAAUGGAACAAUCAGUCUUAAUAUUUUGCCAUACUAAUAAAAAUGUCUCUUACAUUAAGAAGCACAGAAGCCUUGUAAAGUGUUCUCCUCUGAAGAGAUCUUUGGCCAUGGAUGAUCAGAGUGGAACCACUUUAAAACAUAAAAGGGAUUUGGAAGACAACAGCCAAGAGACUUGUAGUUCCCAGCCUGUGAAAACCUGGAUGUGUGAGUGCCAUCUGACAUUUCCUUCUGAAGAGUUAGUAGAGAAACAUAUCCUUUCUGCAAACAGAAUAUGCCACAAGUGUGCCGUGUGUGGGAAGCUUGCAGAAAACGCAGGCAUCAUCCGUUUGCACAUGAGCCGGUUUCAUGGAGGAGCACAUUUGGCCAAUUUCCUCUUUUGGUGUCAGGCCUGCAAUGUAGAUCUUCAGAAAGGGGAUGAUGUAAUGGCACAUGUGACUGAAUUUCAUGGUGGGCACAGCUACUUUUGUGAGAAGUAUGUUACUGAGGAUGAGCUUGUGUUAUCUUCUGACAGACCCGCAGAUACCUUCUGUAAUAAUUCACAUGAGAUAGAAAACCAGUCUUUGACCCCUAUGGAACUAUCUCCACCUCCAAGUCCAAUGGACCUCUCUGAACAACCUUGUCACCAAGGAAAAUGGCAGUGCUGCUUUUGUGAGGAAAUCUUUGACUCGGAAGAUACUGUGAAACAGCAUUGCAUGUCAUUAGAGAGCCAUCAUUUUCACAGGUUCAGCUGUGACUUGUGUAAAGUUACAUUUCGGAAAAUAGAAACACUGCACCGACACUGCCAGGAUAGGCAUAACAAUGUUGUACAGAUAAAAUAUUUCUGUGGAUUUUGUGGUGACCUCUUUUUUGAUGUUGAAGAAGAGUUUUUACUUCACUUUAAGGGUUUCCAUAGCACAGAUUACAUAUGUGUGUCUGAGACAGCAGAAACAUCAAUCAAGAUCUUCGAGACGAUAGAAGAAAGCAGCCGCCUUAGCUGUGGCUGUCGGGAGAAAUACAUCUCCAAAGGAAAUAAGAAAGCAGAUUAUGAGAAGUGCCAAGAAGCCAUGCUGGCAAAAGGUAAUCUGUGGUUUCGCUGCACCUCAUGCUCUUCAACAGCACAAAGCCAUUCUGACAUGAUUACUCAUCUCGCAGGCCAUAUAGGCGACAAUAUUAAAAAAGAGUUGUAUGUUGUGAGGUGUGGGGCAUGCAACAAAAACUUCAGUGAUCUUCAAGUCGCCCAUCAGCACUUUCAUAGCAAACACUGCUUCUCACAAAAGCCCAAGUUAGACUUUGGCUCUCCAGCAGAAGGUGGAGUCUUCCAGUUCUCUGCUAGUGGGCCUUGUGUGGACAAGAAGCCUAAUAAACAGAAGCUUUCAGCUACUGUGACUGCAUCAAGUUCAAAAUCCCUUUCUUCAAAGAAACCAGGAGCUAUAAAGAAAGAAGUGCUUGGCCAAGACGAUGAAGAUCUGCCUGAUCUAGAUUACUUGUGCACCAUGACUCAUAUUAUAAUGAUGGAUUUAGAUAACUGGGGAAACCUCUUCCAUCAACUGCCUGCUACUCUUAACCAAGGGACUUUUAUCUGGGGCUUUCAAGGUGGGCACGGCAACUGGAAGCAACCUGUGAACUGCAAAAUGUUUAAUUAUCUUAACAAGAUUGGGUGUUUCUUUCUUCAUCCACACUGUGGUACAAGGAGGGAUGCAGCUGACUUUGCAAUCUGUGUUCAUGCAGGGCGCCUGGAUGAGUAUCUGCCCAAGCACAUUCCUUUCACCAUUCUUUCUGGAGACAAAGGCUUUCUGGAGUUGGAGAACCAACUUAAGAUGACUCAACGGACAACCCGCAUUCUAGACCCUCAUAAAAUUGAUUCUGAUAUGAUGUGUGCCUUAUUAAACAGCAUUUCGGAUACAGCCAAAGAGAAUGAAGAGGAUUGUCCAGUGAACACACAACGCUUGCAAGGAGCAAAGACUCAAGAGGAUGAAGAUGAACAAUUACAGGAAGCGAUCAGACGAAGUCUUCUGGAAAUAUGA
Molecule: messenger RNA, 3159 nt
Organism: Euleptes europaea (tarantolino)
Lineage: Eukaryota; Metazoa; Chordata; Lepidosauria; Squamata; Sphaerodactylidae
Gene: ZNF451
Product: zinc finger protein 451
Exons: 14
Coding region: 1-3159 (1052 amino acids)
Biological process (GO): regulation of transcription by RNA polymerase II
Cellular component (GO): nucleus
Molecular function (GO): sequence-specific DNA binding; DNA-binding transcription factor activity, RNA polymerase II-specific
Source: RefSeq, a predicted model, not a curated record